Messenger RNA from Colletotrichum graminicola M1.001, 1929 nucleotides. RefSeq lists its product as uncharacterized. The transcript has 3 exons. The record is from RefSeq and is a predicted model, not a curated record. The coding region runs from base 1 to 1929 and encodes 642 amino acids. Lineage: Eukaryota; Fungi; Ascomycota; Sordariomycetes; Glomerellales; Glomerellaceae.
AUGGAUUCCCAAAAGACCGAGGUUCCUGUCACCGAACGACCUGUCGAUGAGUCGUCUCCGACAUCGUCUACCCGCGGACAAGAGCUGAACGAGAACAAGUCCUUGUUCGAGCGAGCCACUUCUUUGUUCGAGGAGUGGUACUACGUCUGGGAGGUCUUCGGUAUCCUGAUUUCAGGCCUCGCAAUCAUCGCCAUCUGCAUGGUUGUCUUCCGCUUUGACGGGAACCAAGUCCCAAAGUGGGAAGCCAAGGUCCCGUACAGAAAAGAAACCUUCAGACUGACGAUCAACUCUCUGCUUUCCAUGCUCUCGGUUCUAGGCUCUACAUGUGCCAUGAUCCCCGUAACGAAGAGCCUGGGUCAAUUGAAGUACCUGUGGUUCAUGGAACAGGAUCGCAAACUAGCCGACCUCGAGGUUUUCGAUUCUGCUUCCCGUGGAAAGUUCGGCAGCGCCAUGCUUAUUUGGAAACUCAGGUUCAAGCAUUUAGCAGUAUUGGGAGGACUGGCGUCACUGCUAGCUCUAGCAUAUGGCCCUUUCGUACAGAACCUCCUUACAUUCAGCAUACAGUAUAAGAAUGCAGGCCACGACGCCAUCCUCUCCUAUGCAUGGGCCUAUGCAGGCACAGGACAGUCAGUUGAAAUAACCGAAAGUUCUUUCAAGUAUAAGAUUGUUGAGGCAUUGGAAGACGCAUCCGUCGAUUGGGCCGUUCCUGCGCUCAGGUGCAAGACAGGCGACUGUUACUGGAAUCCUUAUUACACCAUCGCAGCCUGCAGCCGCUGCACAGAUAUCAGCCAUCUUCUUACACGCACCUGUACCCCGGUGGUCACCAGUCAAGACGGCCCCAAUGAGAUUGAAAGCGGAGGGUGCAAUGUGGCAUUGCCCAAUGGCCUUUCUCUCAACAGUACUGGCGCGACCAAUCCCCACAGAGUCGUCAUGCUGAUGAACACCACGAUGUCUCCCCUUGCUUCCAACUACUCAUCACCCUUAGCCUUGGUUCAAUCCAUCGCGGGGUAUCCCUCUGAGGGCUCCACACUAUCGGAGCCCUUCAUGAUCACAAACGACUCACCGCUUUCUGCUCAUGAAUGCGCGCUUAUCCCUUGCGUCCAGCGACAGAACCUCGUGAUCCACCGCGAGGGAGAUGAUAGCAGCGGAGAUUUAUUGCGGUCCAACAAUGGAGUCGUGCCGUCUAUCAACAUCACCGAGCAGUGGGACAAGUACUACACAGAUCCUUCGGGAGGCUGGGUUAGUAUCACUUUUGACGACCCCAGCGUCAACAAAAACAUCGGAGAUCAGCCAUAUGAUGGCACGCCCUACAUGGAUAUGGCUGCAUACAAUGCUUUGAAAAAAUACCUUGAGGAAACGCUCAGUGGGUACGUUUACACCGACCCUACUGACACAGAUCCGAAAUCCUACCUUCCCUCGGGGGGCACAGCUCGCACUAUCUAUUCCCAUACAGUCAACAGAACUUGGACACCCCCGUACUGUGAUGGCAGUGGAACAACGGCCAAGCAGACCGGGGUUGUAUGUGGUAUGAACAAGACGGCCGCAGGACUCACCAACGCCUUCAGGCUCCAGACAUGGCAGAUCGCCGAUUCCCCGAGUCGCCUCAACGGCACAACGAGGGCACCUCAGCAGAUGUGCAAGGCCCAAUGGCAAUACGUCUCUGCGCCCAUUGCCGUCUGGGCGCUCGGGCUGGUGUUGUUCAUCGGCGUCGUAAUCAAGACCCGCCGGGCGAACAUCAAGGCGUGGCGUACCAGUCCGCUUGCCACGCUGCUCCUGCGGCUGGACCCGGACAGCCGCGAGCAUCUAAAGGACUGGCAGAACAUGGGAGACGCGGAGUUGAAGGAUGCGGCGAAGGAACUGCGGCUCCGGCUCCAGAUGGACGAGAGCGGACCGCGCUUCGUGAGGAGAACCGGUGGACCGCCUAGCUGA